UCCUAUCGAGAGGGACACUCACGCAGAACGCGAGUAGAACGAAAUAAGUUUGUGGGGUUGGGAAAUAAAACCAUCAUAGCAAGCGGUGGCUUGUGAGUUAUCGAUUUUUUUUCUGCGCCUCACCGCGGUAACCAACUUGCGACUCAGCACCCUCUCGUUGUCUUGCCACCCCGUGUUUGACUGCAGUGUGUUUGUGGAUCAGAAGCAGCAGUAGUGAUUGGUAGUUGACUUGACGUGUGGAUUAAUCAAUCAGUUGGUGAAAUAAAUGAGCAUGGGUUUACGGAGACGGACAAUUGACUCAUCGGAUGCAGCCCACCGAGAACCGGUUCAUCGGGAAACAUGGGUUUCGACGAACAAAAUUCUGAACAGCAGUAUGAGUUUAAAGCGCAUCAAUAGCCGUAAUCCAAACUUUGACUACGACGAAACCAAAAUGCUCAUCUCGCUGUGGGGCGACCCGCAAGUGCAGAAAACCCUCAUCACCACCCACAAGAAACACCCGGUUAUCGCUGAUCUGGCAAAGAAAAUGCGUGAACAUGGAUACAAUCGCUCGACGGAGGAAAUUAACACGCGCAUCAAAAAUCUCAAGUGCUUCUACAAUCGCAUCAAAAAGGACAUGGCAGCCGGAAUCAUCAACCAAACGACUUGGAAGCAUUAUGCCGAGAUGGAUGAGAUUAUAAGUCGACCAGUGUUUGGUAAUGCCCAUCGGAUGCACAUGAUUCAGCAACAGAAGCAACAAGAAGAACAGGAAGAGCUUAAGAAGCAAAUCUUAGAGCAGCAGGAACAGAUGCAACGGUUUCCUGUCAAGCUGGAAGUGAUGAGCGAUGAUGAUUCAACUGAGAUUCGAGCGGAAGAUUUACUGACCAUCGAUACCAACGCACCGGAGGAAGGUGAUACACUGCAAAAGGAAGAACUCGACAUCAAGGAUGAUAACGAUAAGAAUUGUGAUGAUGAUGAGGACGAUGACGAUGACGACGAUGACAGCGACUUUGAUGUGGAAAAUCAUGAACUUUUUGAUUCCAGUGAAUUUAACGACGGUUUGGAUGAGAUCCUUUCGAAAGCAAGGGCUGCGGCCAAAGUAACAGAAUCAGCCCCACCGGACCGUUCCAGCCCUCACGUGAACAAUGCCAGUGGCAGCGCUACUGCAGUUAUUACGACCCCAACAACGACAACCGUACCUAUAAGCUCACAGGGUAAAAUAUCCGUGGUGCCGACAAACCUGCUAUUGAAGCCUCCGACCUCCAGCGUGAACAUGAAUUCCCCGAUACAAAUCUACACUCAGCCUACCGUAAGCCUGGCAAACUCAGUUUGCCAUACAUCCAUGACCAUGACGUCGACUAGUUCUGCCCCAGGGAUGGCCCCAAUGAAGCUUUUGCUGGUGAACACAGUAUCAAAAGAUGGAACCACUAAGCAAAUUCUCACUCCAGCUUCAGAAAUCCCAUCAAUGCCUCAAAUGCGGCCGGCACCAAUGCUCCAACCGAGGCCAUCCAUGGUUCCUAUCGCCCCGAAACCACCCACAGUGAGUAUUCCAGCCAUCAACGUAACUCAGAAGCCUGCUACUAUUACUCCCAUCACGAAUGCAACGAGCGCCCCAAAGCCAAAGCCGAAUUUACUCAACGGAGAAAAAUCGCCUGGCUUCAAGAAAAUGUUCGGCCAGUUGAUUGCCAUACAACGCGAAAAUCUAAUAGUUUCGAGAGCAAGACUGGCCCUGGAGAAGGAACGGUUGGAAUUCGAGAAACAAAUAGGAGGCCCUUUGGUUGACGUGGUACGCAGCUUAAGUGGUUUCUUCAACGGUUUCCUGCAGCAACAAUUACAGCAGAAACAUUGUCCAGCAGCAAAGAAAACUCAACGCGCGGAAAGUGAACUACCACCAGCCAAGAAAAAACGUACUGAAGGAAGCGUUGAAAAGCAACAGCAAUCUGCCGUUACUACCACGGAAACCAUGAAAACGGAAGUGAUAAGUGAUAAUGAUGAUAACUAA
This is a messenger RNA of Ochlerotatus camptorhynchus, 1978 nucleotides long. Its product is annotated as probable basic-leucine zipper transcription factor N. Gene Ontology annotation, biological process: positive regulation of DNA-templated transcription. NCBI's taxonomy places the organism in Eukaryota, Metazoa, Arthropoda, Insecta, Diptera, Culicidae. The record is from RefSeq and is a predicted model, not a curated record. The transcript is spliced from 2 exons. Gene Ontology annotation, cellular component: nuclear body. Bases 266 to 1978 code for a protein of 570 amino acids.